This is a messenger RNA of Ylistrum balloti, 1009 nucleotides long. RefSeq names its product L-threonine dehydratase catabolic TdcB-like. Bases 1 to 966 code for a protein of 321 amino acids. Lineage: Eukaryota; Metazoa; Mollusca; Bivalvia; Pectinida; Pectinidae. The transcript has 3 exons. Gene Ontology annotation, biological process: L-serine catabolic process; L-threonine catabolic process. The record is from RefSeq and is a predicted model, not a curated record. Gene Ontology annotation, molecular function: threonine deaminase activity; L-serine ammonia-lyase activity.
AUGGAUUACACUACUAACACAAUUUCUCUCGAGGAUAUAGAGGGAGCACGGAAGAGACUGGACGGAAAGGUCGGGAGCAGUCCUCUUAUACCACUGAAUUACCUGGUCCCUGAUAUAAAUAUAUAUCUAAAAUUAGAAAAUCUUCAACCGAUCGGUUCCUUCAAAUUACGUGGAGCCUGCAACGUCUUGGGGAAAUUGUCAGCUGAUCAACUUAAAGACGGAGUUUAUACCGCAAGUGCUGGGAACUUCGCUCAGGGCCUGGCCUGGAAUACACAGAAGCUAGGUAUACCAUGCAAUGUGAUUGUCCCUGACCACGCCCCAGCAGCCAAACUCUCGGCGAUAAAGAGACUUGGGGGCGAGAUUGUAAAGGUCCCGUUUAGCGAGUGGUGGAAAGUUUUAGAGACGCACAACUUUGAUGGGAUGGCAGGGACGUUUGUGCAUCCGGUGUCUGACCCAGCAGUCAUAGCAGGAAAUGGAACUAUUGGCUUGGAAAUAUUUGAAAGUUUGCCAGAAGUUGAUGCUAUCAUUGCUCCCUAUGGAGGGGGAGGUUUGUCAUGUGGAAUUGCAUCAGCUAUCAAGGCACUUAAACCAGAUGUGAAGGUCUACGCAUGCGAAGUGGACACAGCGGCUCCUCUAAAGGCAUCUAUGACAGAGGACCGACCCGUUGAAUUUGAUUACAAGGCUUCCUUUAUUGACGGCAUGGGAGGAAAAUCGGUCCUGACAGAAAUGUGGCCCCUGGCUCGUAAACUUCUUGACGACUCUAUUGUUGUAAAACUACAGGAAGUUGUUGACGCUUUGAAACUGAUGGCCGAAAGAAACCACGUGAUUGCUGAAGGUGCAGGCGCAGCCCCUCUCGCGGCUGCCCUGUCAGGAAAAGCCGGAAAAGGGAAUAUUGUGUGUGUGGUGUCUGGUGGUAAUAUCGACACGGACAAAUUGACAACAAUCUUACAAGGCAACAUACCCUAAAUAUAUAUAUUGAAUAACGGGGUAUAUGCCAGUUCCACGGGUG